CAGCGACAAGGAAUAACAUCGUACUGACCAACAUGAACUUCGCGCCGUACCAAGACGAAUCUCCCGAAGUCGAAAGAGCUCUCUCGCCUCCACCCCCGUUCGCAGCAGACCCAGCACAUCGCACGAAGUCACCGUCACAGAGCCAGUUCAAUAAUAAUAAUAGUAACAAUUUCAAUAAACCACCGCAAAGACAAACUCCGCCGCCGUACCAAGCAUCUCCGGCUUCGCACUUUUACAAUCCUUCAAACGGUGGAUACGGAUAUCAAGAAACUUCUUCGUCAUGGACGGCAGAUCCUGAGAGUCAGCAACAACAGCGUAGCAGUGGCGGAUAUGGUGGCGCAAGAGUAGAUCUCGAUGCCUUUGAGACGAGUUUACCAUUGAGAGUGGAUUAUGAGGCUAUGCUUGCUUACUUGUUGCUCCCGCCGGCGGGGGGUGUGUUUUUGUUGUUGUUUGAGCAUAAGAGCGAUUAUGUUCGAUUCCACGCAUGGCAAUCAAGCAUGCUCUUCAGUGCUAUUUUUGUCCUACAUCUCUUAUUCUCCUGGUCAAGCUUUAUUUCCUGGCUGAUGUUCGUCGGGGAUAUCUUAUUAAUGGCCUUUUUAAGUCUACACGCUUAUCAGGAUGUUGACUCCCUCGAUCAUUAUGAGGUACCCAUCUUCGGACGACUAGCGAAUUCAUUUGUGGACGAUGAGUGACAGAAUCUUUGACAAAAAAUCUGCUUAG
Molecule: messenger RNA, 720 nt
Organism: Talaromyces stipitatus ATCC 10500
Lineage: Eukaryota; Fungi; Ascomycota; Eurotiomycetes; Eurotiales; Trichocomaceae
Product: UPF0132 domain protein
Exons: 4
Coding region: 33-692 (219 amino acids)
Source: RefSeq, a predicted model, not a curated record